Molecule: messenger RNA, 2162 nt
Organism: Eucalyptus grandis
Lineage: Eukaryota; Viridiplantae; Streptophyta; Magnoliopsida; Myrtales; Myrtaceae
Product: scopoletin glucosyltransferase
Exons: 1
Coding region: 205-1662 (485 amino acids)
Molecular function (GO): UDP-glycosyltransferase activity
Source: RefSeq, a predicted model, not a curated record
UGGAGAGAAAUCGAACUUGCCUUUCUCUCAUCCCUCUAUUCUUUACCCCCAAAACCCCUCCUUAUAUAUUUGUCCCAGCUUUGAAAUCUUUAAACAAACCUCAGCUUUCAAAAGUCAACAGCGUCUCUACUGAAUCCUUCUCGCGCUUCACCGGCCUCAUUCCUGAAUACGUUCUUGUUGCAGAGAGUUCUCCUUUGUGGCCAAAUGGGUAGUGAAAGCCAUCAGCUUCACAUUUUCUUCUUCCCCUUCAUGGCUCCGGGCCACAUGAUCCCAAUGAUCGACAUGGCCAAAAUGUUCGCCAUGAGAGGCUGCAAGUCCACCCUCAUCGCCACCCCCCAUGACGAGCCCACCUUCUUGAGAUCCAUCGCGAAACCCAAGGAUUUGGGCUUCGACAUCAAUGUCGUCACGGUGACAUUGCCCCUGAAAGAUGUCGGCUUGCCAGAAGAUUGUGGCAGUCUGAGCAAGAUCACUACGAUGGAAAUGCGCAUGACAUUUAUGAGAGCUGUCAUGAUGCUCGACCGACAGAUCGAGCUGCUGAUAGAGAAACUCGCCCCCGAUUGUCUGAUCUCAGACAUAUUCCUCCCCUGGACAACCGAGAUUGCAGCCAAGUUCGGCAUUCCUAGGCUCGUUUUCCAUGGGACGAGUGCCUUCUCCAUGGCGGGGAUAGAAUGUGUGAGGCUCUAUCAGCCUCACAAGAAGGUGUCCUGCGAUUCAGAGCCCUUCAUCAUUCCCAACUUCCCCGGAGAAAUCACAUUGUGCAAGAUGCAAAUGCAGGACUUGGUCAGGGAAGAGAACGAGCUCGCCAAGUUCUUCAACGCGGUGAAGGAUUCAGAGAAGACGAGCUUCGGAGUCGUCAUGAACAGCUUCUACGAGCUCGAGCCGGCUUACGCUGACCAUUACAGGACAUUCCUCGGGAUACGAUCCUGGUUUGUCGGCCCUCUCUCGCUGUGCAAUAAGGAGACCGAGGACAAAGCACACAGGGGCAACGAAGCAUCCAUUGACCAGCACGAGUGCCUCAAGUGGCUUGACUCGAAGCAACCCAACUCAGUGAUCUACAUUUGCUUCGGAAGCACGACGAAUUUCAAUGCUGCUCAGCUCCACGAGAUCGCUGUCGGACUAGAGGCAUCAGGGCAACAGUUCAUCUGGGUGGUGAAGAAGGACCCUAAUGCGGAAGAGGGCAAAGAAGAGUGGUUGCCUGAUGGGCACGAAUCAAGAAUCCGAAACAAGGGCCUCAUCAUCAGGGGCUGGGCUCCUCAGGCGCUGAUUCUCGAUCAUGAGGCGACCGGGGGGUUUGUGACGCAUUGCGGGUGGAACUCAAUCCUGGAGGCGGUCGCGGCCGGUGUGCCAAUGGUGACAUGGCCGGUUGCAGCAGAGCAAUUCUACAAUGAGAAGCUCGUGACCCAAGUGCUCAAGAUUGGGGUCGACAUUGGGGUGAAACAGGGGGUCAUCUCGUUCGGCGACAGCGUGAAAAGCGAGAGAGUGGAGGAAGCAGUGAAGAGAGUCCUGGUGGGUGAGGAAGCAGAGGAAAUGAGAAGGAGAGCGAAAGCACUUGCAGAGAUGGCGAGAGGGGCUGUGGAAGAAGGUGGGUCUUCUUGGUCUGAUUUGGGUGCUCUGAUUCAAGAGCUCAAAUCGCACAGAUUGGCUCACACUAAGAAGAUCUGAUUCAUGACCUGGAGCAAUCAAUCUUGAACUUUUGCUUCAAGAGAAUAAAACUGAAGAAGUGGAAGUCUUCUUUUUUUGUUUCUUUUGUGGUUUAGCAGUAGAGAGAAAUGCUGGAUUUGCUGCUUCUUUUCAUGGGAUUUUGUUGUGAUCAUUUAAUGUGUAGGAUGUGAGCUCGUUUCUUUAGCUCUCGAAUUCUUUGUGCCGAUGAAAUUAAGUCCGUCUGAUGGUUUGCAAUCUCAAUGGCGAGAUGCCCUGCUUACUUUCCCUUUUGCUGAAUAGUCUGUCCUUGAGACUCAGCAGGUGAAGAGACCUUUGCAACUUCAUAUUCCACAUCAACAGAGAGUGAAAGGAAAGGAAGAAGGGCAAAAAUUAAAAAGACAAGAAGAGGAUGACAAACUCAACCUUGUCAGUCGUCAAAUGUUAAUGACAUUCGCCUGUUGCAUGAUCUUGUGAGAUGUAUAAUUUUUUUUUUCUUUUUUGGCGCAGUGAGAUGUCUAUAA